Messenger RNA from Trichobilharzia szidati, 736 nucleotides. The record is from the annotation of a GenBank genome assembly. Lineage: Eukaryota; Metazoa; Platyhelminthes; Trematoda; Strigeidida; Schistosomatidae.
GAUGACUAAGCAAUUCCUGUUAGUCAAUGUACCUGCCCUGAAUGAUGUCUUGAUUGUUAGCGAGGAGUGGGUGCUUGGAAAGGUCUUGACGCUCCCAAAGUCGUAUUCGUGUGCAGAUGUCAGGGGACAUGCAGAGGUUGAUGAAGGUUCCACGCCUUACAAGUUCAAUCUUUUGGCACAAUUCAAUGAUUUCGAGCAGGCAGUUACAUUGAAAACUUUUAUUGAAGGUUCACAAACAAGAAAUAUGGACUCCUCAUCUGAGGAUACUGAGCCUGCAAGCCAAGGCAGGGUAAACCGGUAAGCUAUGAUUCCUGACUGAUCUUCCCAGUGUUACCAAACCAACAAAAAAAGUUUUGGAGAACGCUGCUCCCUUGAACUACCCAUCUCGGUUGUUGGCUGACCCACAAUUUCAGUUGGAGACACCUGCUUUCCGAAAGCCAUCCACUGUGGCAAUAAAUGAGAGUUUGUUGUGUGUUCCUUCAACUUCAAAAGCCAACAUUCCUGUCCCCAUGGACAUGUGCACGAAGAAUGAGAAGUCAGGUGCUUGCACAUGUGGUUGUUUGGAAGAGCUAAGGGCUUUACGGUCAAGCCAAUCCUCCUUCCAGUCACAAGUGGAGUCACGUUUCUCAGCACUUGAGGCUAAACUCUCGCAACUGAAAGUGGUCGACAGCAUGGACAGCAAUAUCUCCUGUAUCAAUGCUGUUCAGGCUUUGAAGACUUGUGGCAGAUGGCAGUU